AUGGAUAGAGAUGAUGUUUUAUCUCUCGACCUGCGCUUACCAGAAGUUCUACCUGCAGCGGCCAGCUUCCAUCCCUCGCCACUUGAUCGGCAACAGCGAGAAAAGCUUUUCAGCCAAUGCUUCGAGGUCGAUGACGCUACAGGUCUGUCAGCAGACCUUUCGAAGUGGUUCUUGGGCGCACCGAUCACCGCUAUCGGAAGGGACAACAUGAAGGAAUGGCUACGAUGGGCCUUUCUCAAUGCAGACAUGGACGAUCCCAUGAUGAACGAGGAACUCGACUCAUACAUUACCCGACUCGAGGUGAAACUCAGCAUGAGCUUUCAACCAGGCAAGUCUGACGUAAAGAGCAUACGACUGACACUGGACAAAGUCAACGCAUUCCACCGGAGCAUGACUUGUGCAUUUUCGUGGUCGAUACCUUUAACACAUCUCUACCUGCGUUUCAAUGGCUUCCGUUUCUACCGGGGCUCGGUCAUGCAUACUGCAAGUAUCCUCCCUCCACGACCACAAGCAAUAAUUGCCGCACGUACGUCAAAGGGUACUGAUAUCAGCUACUGGUACCAUCGUCACACCGCGCGCAAAGAGCUACCGAUAUUGUUUGUCCAUGGCAUCGGUGUCGGCUUGUAUCCAUACAUGCAAUUCCUAAAAGAAUUGAACCAGGAUCGCACGCUUGAGGAGGGACAAAUAGGGAUCCUUGCCAUCGAGAUCUUGCCCAUCUCGUCUCGAAUCACGCGUCCACUGCUAGGACGAAACGAGCUGUGUCAGCAGCUCCGAUCUAUCCUACAAUAUCAUGGCUUUGAGAAAUUCACACUGGUGUCGCAUUCGUACGGGUCGGUCAUCAGCACGUACCUCCUCAAAAUGGACGAUAUUGCGCGCCGGGCCUCCUCGGUAAUUCUCGUGGAUCCCAUCACCAUCCUCUUACACCAACCUGACGUCGUAUACAAUUUUGUGACAAUUCCCACGCUUCUGCUCUGA
This is a messenger RNA of Cyphellophora attinorum, 975 nucleotides long. RefSeq lists its product as uncharacterized. Bases 1 to 975 code for a protein of 324 amino acids. The record is from RefSeq and is a predicted model, not a curated record. Lineage: Eukaryota; Fungi; Ascomycota; Eurotiomycetes; Chaetothyriales; Cyphellophoraceae. The transcript has 3 exons.